This is a messenger RNA of Caenorhabditis auriculariae, 5791 nucleotides long. Lineage: Eukaryota; Metazoa; Nematoda; Chromadorea; Rhabditida; Rhabditidae. The record is from the annotation of a GenBank genome assembly.
AUGGAGGACCUGGCCGAGAGCGGCUUGGCCUCACAACUCGCCGCUUCCCAGUUACGGUCGGGUGCACGUCUUUUUGUCUUCUUCUUCUCGAUGACAAGCUGCCGAGCUGAGCCUUUUGUACUGCUUGCCGACGAUGCCGCCUGUGGCGAAUCACCUCUCUGUACGCAUAUUUUCUGCUUCAGACAGAUCAAUUGCUUGUUAGGUGGGUAUGAGAAAAUCAGUUUCUUAUAAAUUUUGAGUAGGUCCCCUUCCAACUGUAAUUUUAUAUUUAGUAUCUUUAGUUUUAUAGUCUGAACCCUGAAUAGCCAUGAAUAGACUAUAAAAAUCGUAAAAAUUUUCGAAUUAUUUUACUCAUUCAGGACUGUUUUUAUUGAUUUCGCUGUUUUCAAUGAAUUUUUUACACAACUUAUUCUAAUAAUUGAUUGACAGCAGUUCAAAUUGUGAGGAUAGAAUAAAUUUCAAAAUUUCUCGCUGUUAAUAUUUUGAGGGCAUUUUUUCCUUCUGCCAUCGUCUGCUAUCAACCGCUCCAAAAACAAAAAUACAUUUUUACAUCGAAAAUCUUUCUCACCUACAGUAUCAUAUUCAAGUUUUUCUGUUACAAUGUCCAUUAGAAAGUCGGAAAACGGAAGAAUGUCACUUUCUUUUUAUCUUUGUUGAAUUCGCGGUUUCAGAUAAGAGACGAAAGUGCUGAUAAAUCAUAUCUAAAAAAAUUUCAGAACUAAAAAAACUUCAAACGCAAUUUUUUUACUGGUCAUUCUGCUCAGCACUGUUUCAAAAAAAAACUUUUUAAAGAUGGGCAAAUGACGAGUGCCGACAAAAAUUGAGUCAUUGAAAACAUCGAAAUCGAUCAAUUGAAAACUUCUCAAUAAAAUAUCAAUGGCCUUCAUUUUGUCCCGAGAUGAACUGGUUUUUUUUUCGUGUUCCACUUAUAACUCACUUGUGAAUUCUGGUAUUUAAGAAUUUUUCUAACUGGGCUUGUUUAAUUUUCGAAAGGAGUUUUCCAUUUGAAAGCCAUGUUUUCCCAUUUUCGGAUGAUUUCUAGGUUUUCUUAUCUUUCUGGAUCCAUUUCAGUUGUCUACCAACGAAUUAGGCCCUUGAGAAUUUCGUUCGCUCCGCUAGUCGCGACAAUUUUGACGGCCAAACUACUUCGUCACAAUAUAUUUUUUUCUAAACUAAGAAACAACUGAUAUAGUCUAACUUCCGAAAAUCUCUGUGAAAAUGCGACGAAAGCUCAGAUUUUGAGGUAUUUACCAAAGCACUUUAAAAUCACUAAUAUUUGUUCUCAAGCCAAUGUUGAAAAAUAAGAGAACCAUUUUAUUUUGAGAAUUCAUAACUGGAUCACAAUUCAAUAACCAACAUUUUUUGGUUUCGCAUUUGGGUUGCUCUUAGUUGUGCAAAUAAUCAAAGGUUUUUGAGGUCAAAAUGAAUGACUGGUUUGUUUGUUUGGUGAAUAACGAGGAAUGAGAAACACUUUCUAAUAGUAUUUUUUUAUUAUUUUUAUAAUUUUUUUCUUUUUGAAUAAAAACACCUUUCCAGGGAGAGCUACGAAAAGUAAUUCAAAUUUCCGUUCGUGAAUCAAAAUUCCUAAAAAGCGAAGUCUUAAAAGAACAGCCAUUUCGCUCUUACUUUCACGCGUUUUUUUCAAAGUAAAAAAAUUUAUUCUAUUCUUUCAAAUUUUUUUCCUGGUUUGAGUUAGGAAAAAUUUGACUAUCAAAUCAAGAUUUUUCAACUUUUGAUAGUGACGGACCGUUAGAAAUAGUUAGAGCUUUUUUUGAUGCAAACUUUUAGUUUUUUUAUGUGUAUAAAGUAGUGUAAGUUAUAAAAAAACUUUUUUUGCGGGAAAUACACGAGUUCCUUCUAACCCAACGCGGUGCGGCGCGUGUCAACCCCACAAAAAUUCAUUCAUUUUAAAUACGUGUUUAUCGCGUUUUCCAAAGAUUUGAAGUGAUUUUCGACUGUUUUUGUCACAGAAAUUUCCCUGAAAAUGACAUUUUUAAUGAUUACUUAAUUCGCAUAACAUAUUUCGUUUGUUUUUUUCGUUUUAGAAACUUCAAAUGAACUUUCUUGAAGAAAGCGCUUUGAGAUUUUUCUAAGAAUUUUUUUUGGAGACAGAAUUCGACGAAUUUACUCAUGAAAAUGUCAUUUUGGGUGAUAAAUUUUCUCCAACAAGCUAUUAUGUAUUUUUUUUUUGUUUUAAAAUGUUCAAAGAGUAUCUCAAAAAAAAGUGCUCUGAACUUUUUAUUUCAAUUUUAUCUUUUGAAGUUCGAUUUGAAUAAUUUUUCUUCAAAAAAAUAACCUUUUUUGAGAUAUUCUGUUUUGCAAAAAGCUAUUUCGUUUCUUUUUACUAUUUAUAUAGAUUUUUUUAACGUGUAUUACACUUCAAAACCCUUCAAAAACUUGCGAAAACCUAAAAAAAAUCAUUCAGUGGUCUUUUUUCAACUACUAAAUCCACAAAACUUGACUCUCAUCCCCGCGUCUCUAUUGCAAUAAACGCUGCCGCUGUUGCAGUCAGCCACGCCUACGGACCUUAGUUGCCGCCCGUUUGGGAACACUAUUGGUUCAUAAAAAAACAAGUUCAAUAAAGUUAUUCAGCAAAAAAACAACAGAAAUAAGAAAAAUUAACUUCCUCUUCGUCGGUUGAUCUGAUUCAUUUUUUUUUUUCAAUUGAAGAGUUUUUACGAAAGUAGUCGUAUUUAAUACUCAUCCUCUGAGAACCAGUACUGCUUACCAAUUAAAACCGAGUAGGUAAGAGGGAAGCCGGGAAUAAGUGAGGGUUGCGCAACGGAGCAAUGUUGACACACUAUACAGCGCCACCGAAGCACUUUGCCAUUGCGCGGCCGCCGUCAGGGUUUUUCGCGAUUUGCAUGCCCAAUCGUCGCUAUCAUUCAGCCGACCGCUAUUGAUCACUCGUUCUGGGCGUUGACGUGGGCGCUCCCACGCCUCUUCGGAAUUCCGAUCCCAAUCACGCUCACGUCGCCUUAAUCAAACCCAUGAGCCUUUUUUCUCGAUUUUAUCGGUUUUUCUAUGCGGGUUUCAAAUUGGAAGGUCAUUGACUCAUCCAGUUGACCCCUUUUUGAUUUUUUUGUGAGGACCCAAACUCCGAUUUUGAUAGUUAUUCUAACAGGAAAAGUUUCUUUCUGCAAGUUUUUUCUAUAUUUCAAUUAUCUCUUUCGUUUUAGAAGUUAAUUUUGACUCUAGUUCUGAAAAAAACCAACGCCUUUAUACAUUUGAAAAAAGUUGAAAUUUUCACUCCCAUUUUCAAAGCUGAAAUUUGAGAAAUUCAACGUGAAUUGGCUUGGACCACCUGAAUUUCGUUAAGCUAUGAACCAUUUUUUUUUUAGAAGCACGAAUUUACUGACUUGAUUUUUUUUGUUUCAGUUUCUGCAAGAGCAGUUUCUACGGAAGGAUCAGUUUUUUUUUAAAUAAUAUGUUCUUUUUUUGCUUUUUCUGUAUUUUUCCAGUAAAUUUAAGUUGAUUAUUUCGUGAGUAUAAAACAUUUUUACUAAACUUAUAUCAGAAUUGAGGAUAAUUUAUAUUUCUCGCAAUCUUUUCCCAUACUCUUUUGUUCUGUUUGCAGCGGUUUCAUUGGUCUGACUUAUUUUUCACUGUUUUUAAUCCAAAUGACAAAUGUCUUCGUAGACGUUUGCACAAGAAAGUUCCAUUCCUAAACUGUUCGAAAUUGUGUCCUUAUUCCAAAUUCGAUUCAUUUUCGAAUUCCCUUUUUCUAUUUGAAGACUAAAAACUUGCAAAAACAAUUUGCCCUUUCUCAAAUUUGAAUAUUCCACUUUCUCUCAACAAUUUUAUGAGAAUGCCACAAAAAAACGAUUCUCAUUUUGAUGAAUUCUGCUCCUGAAAUCUCAUGUUACGAAUUGGGGCGAAAUGCAAUUUUUAUCUAUUUUUAAUGUGUUCCGAACGACGAGGAGGCGUUUUUGAAACGCUUUCAAUUAAAAUUUAUUGUUUUUUUAUAUAUCUACAGACCGAGAACGAUCGUUUUCUUUCAAUACAUUGAGAUUGGUUGGCGGAAUCCUUUCAUUUCACUUUAGAAUCUCUUUGGCUGCGUUUCUUCAACUCGAGAUUGUUAGUUAAAUUCAGUUUUUUAUUUUAUUUUCCUUCAUUUUCUCAUCUUUGUGAUGGAAGACUGAUCCUAUUUUUCCAACAUCAAACUUUAUACAGAGACAAGAAAAUGAAAUUUCAUAAUUUCAAGAAUCCUCGUCCUGCUUUUCAAGUGGGAAACCAUCGUGAGUUUCAAAUCUUCACGAAAUCUGAAGAAUCACUUGACAGCCUCCUUUUUCAAAAGUCUAACUGGCUGAAUGAAGUUUCGAAGCGGAUGCUAGUCUGUCUUUGAUUCACGGCACCAAAGUGUGUGAUUCAGCCAAGGAACUUCUCCCUCGGAACACCCUUGUACAAUAUUUCUUUGCCUUGUCGCACGCUCUCAAAAUAUAUUCAAGUAACAAAAAAAGAAAUGCCUUUUGUGUUGUCAUUCGUGGGCUUUGGAAGCGGUUUUCGACUAUGAUCGCUUUUUUUUCUUAAAUGUCGACCUUAAGAUGACGGAACUUCAAAUCCAUUGCUCUCAUUUGCUUCGUUUUCACCGACUGUUACAAGCUGUAGCUUUGAAAAAUCAAACAAUUUCUUUUUCUUUAAUUUUUAUGAUUUUUUUCUAGACCGUUCUAUCGAAAAAAAUCAAGUCGCUGCAUAGUUAGGAAUUUUUUUCGACAUCAUGGAAGCUAGGUUGCAAAUUACACAUACUCUAUACCAGCGUUUUCUGCGUAAUCAUGUGAAAUUUCCUGUAUUAUCUGUUCUACCAGUGCGCAAUGGUUUUUUUGUUUUGUUCAAAAACUCUUCCACAGGGAAAACCUAUCAAUAUAAUUUAAUUAAUCUCCUAAAAAAACACUUCAUUUUUUCAAUUCUGUGCGAGAAAACUACGCAAGCAUUUUGAACGAUCCGGAUUAUAAUUCUAUUUUUCAGCUUCAACCCUCGCACCGAUAAUCGCAGGCUGCCGAUUGGACGACAAGGACGUCUUCUGUGUAUGCCCGACAGUUCAUCUGCCACUUCUGCGGCACGUCUUCGAGAUGUCGCAGCUGACGACGUCAACCGCCUUUGUCAACGCCACCAUUGCUGCUGAAGCCGAUGCCGGCGCUACGGAAGCCGCGAUCAAGAAAGGAAUUUCCGGCGGCGCGAUCGCUGGAAUCGUCAUUGGAUGUCUUGUGAGUUUUGAAUCAAAAAUUAUUUCAAUGUAGAUCUUGAAAAAAGAAAAACAACAGCAAACGGAGAGGAGUGUUUGUAAAGCAUUAUUUUUGAAAUUCACGAAAUAAUUAGAAAGGAAUUUUUUUCGCAACUGCAAAAUGCCAACCAACUCCGUAACAUUUAGCAUCCUUUAGCUAAAAAUUUUUUAAAAAAAUAUUCUGUCCUUUUUCGAAAUUCGUAAAUAAUCUGAAAUUAUAAGAGUUCAACGCUGAAUUCAUCAAUUUUUUUCUUGGCGUACAGUUUCCUCGACCUUCGCGAAAUUAGCAAAAGCGGUAAAUUAAGAUUUUGAAAAAUUAUUGUGCAGUUUUCUAUAGCACCUAAAAUGAAAAGCUCGCGUGAAAGGUCUAAAAUUAAAAUUCACUCAAGGGAAUGACGAGCUUUGGUUCAGGUGGGCGUCGUUUUGCUGGCAGCCGUCGCAUUUUUCACGUUCCGAUACUUGAGAGACCGAAGGAAAAACCACGGCGAGUACCGGCCGCAGUUCGAGGAGCAGCACCACGCCAAGGACCUGCCAUAUCUGCAGCCGCCCAACAUCGAAGGCCUGAUUUGA